AUGGAUGCCAUUCCUGGAGGCACCAUGCAGGACAUUGUCGGAGAAAAUCGCGAAAUCAGGCAUAGGGAAGUCGUUGAGCCGGGCGUCCGUCCACCUUGCGGUUCAGGGACACGAAGACGGGCUUUACGUCCGAUGCCCCCGCUGAUGUACUCAUCGCCGCCAGCUCUGACAGAACUUAGGUCACUGUUGCCGCCUUACGAAGCUGCUGAGCUACUCGUCGAUACCUAUUUCGACAGAGUUCAUUGGUUUAUGCUCAUCUUUCAACAGGAUGACUUUCGUCAAGACUGGCCACACCUGUAUAAGACACAAUUAGACCGCGCAAGUGAAGAUUGCAACGAUCUAGGAUUCCUCAGCACUUUUUUGAUGGUCAUUGCUAUUGGAGCGCACUAUGCCGGACCCUACCGACAAGGUCUCCUUGCUCGUCACGAAGUUCAACCUGAGGCGCUCAAGCAGAGCAUUCUUAAAGCCAUAAAAUCCAGUUUGCUGGAUAUUAUCUCGGUUGGGUCGUUAGAGGUGGUUCAAACGUGCAUCCUAUUAGGAACAUACUAUCUCUUCCACGGUUCUCCUCGGCUAGCAUGGCCGGUCUGCGGCUGCGGCCUUCGGGUUGCCCAGUCGCUCAACUUACACCGCAAGGUCGAUAAAGACCAUGCCACCUUGUCAUUAACUCCUAUCGAGCGCAGCCAGAAUGAAACGAGGAAGCGUUGCUGGUGGGCCAUCUACGAGAUAGAGACGUUCUGUUCGAUGUCUUACGGCUAUCCUCAUAGCAUCAAAGACGCAGACUGCGAUGUUGAGCCACUGAAUCCGUCCGCGAAGCAACGGAAUGCUCCGUCACCUGUGUCCUUUGAUGAACCGUUGAGAUGCGAGACCACCCUUUUGUCGUACAAGUACUACAUGUCCAAAUUAUCCGUUCUUACCAAAGCGGUCCUCACCGAGCUCUAUGGAAUUGGGCCCGGUCUAGUAAACAAUAACAGGGCUUCUGGUGAGUCUGGCUCGAGCUUACCCGCUGUUGUUAUGAAGGUAGCUAGUCUGGAUGCAAGACUUCGGAACUGGCGAGCUGAUAUCCCUCCCAAACUACGCUGGGAGACGCUUGCUUCUACCCGCGUGAGCUAUUCAUCUCAGGAAGAAUUCGAUCGAGAUAUUGGCGCAUCGGGUGUUCGAUUCGACAGUCAUAUCUACCACCUUCAGUCGUUAGCACUGAAGCUUGCGUAUGAAAACGCCAUGAUCCUAACUCACAGGCCGCUUCUGUCGUACAGGCUCGUGACUAAAGCUGACGAGAAGCUGGAUGAUAUGUCUCGUCUUGAGACCAUCCAAGAGAAUCCUUUUUUGAGAUCGAUGAGGGCAUGUCACGAUGCAGGCAUGAGCCUGUCCGAACUCGUGAACAGCCCUAUUCUUGACCUUGUCUCUGAAACCUAUGCAGCUGCCUUUGUUAGCAUCCAUACGUUCACCGCGGGAGUUGCUCUUGGAAUCCUAGGCAGUGUUGAGCCGCUCACGCCGCAGGCUCAAGAAGCCAAAGUUGGGCUGCAUCGACUUAUGGCCAUUCAAGUGAAAUUGACAAGUCGAUCCCUACUAGCUACGCAAGGCUUAGAUAUUCUUCAGAGAUUGACUAGACUCGUCCUGGACAAAGAGCUAAGCAUGAUGCUCGAUGUUUCGAAGCCCAUACGAUGGCCAGAGCGACAUAGCGGUGUAGAUUCCAAUCUCAACGCCAUUCAAACAGGCACACUUUCUCCGAAGCAAUCUUCAAGCGGUCAGCGCACGAGGAGAUCGGCUCACGAUGCUGCUAGGGCUGUCCUGCAGACGGACCGACAAUUGAGCGUGUCUGAUCCCCAGGACACUCAAGAAGCAGAGGCCCGGAUAGACAUGCCCGAACCUAACUGUGUCGGCAACUUUUCGCAUCUUCAGUAUGCGGAGGACGUUUCUGUGUCGGAGGCGCUCUAUGAUUUCGAUCAAGUGCUUUCAUCGUAUGUUAACAGCUCCUGGGCUGAUCCUGACCCAUUGGCCACUGAUACAUCACACGACCGGACAUUACACGAUGAAGGGCUCUCAAUGCUGGAACAAACGUGGAUUUGGGGACCGGAUACCCUACCGUUUCAUGACUGA
This is a messenger RNA of Aspergillus udagawae, 2097 nucleotides long. RefSeq names its product transcription factor domain-containing protein. Gene Ontology annotation, molecular function: zinc ion binding; DNA binding. The record is from RefSeq and is a predicted model, not a curated record. Bases 1 to 2097 code for a protein of 698 amino acids. The transcript has 2 exons. Gene Ontology annotation, biological process: DNA-templated transcription. Lineage: Eukaryota; Fungi; Ascomycota; Eurotiomycetes; Eurotiales; Aspergillaceae.